Aricia agestis (brown argus) is the source of this 1367-nucleotide messenger RNA. RefSeq names its product E3 ubiquitin-protein ligase LRSAM1-like. The record is from RefSeq and is a predicted model, not a curated record. The transcript is spliced from 4 exons. NCBI's taxonomy places the organism in Eukaryota, Metazoa, Arthropoda, Insecta, Lepidoptera, Lycaenidae. The coding region runs from base 59 to 1270 and encodes 403 amino acids. Gene Ontology annotation, molecular function: protein binding.
UUCCACAUCGAAAUAAAUUGAUACAUUUUAAGACGCACUUAAAUUCUUAGUUGCCGCAAUGUCUGAAAGUUGUUUGAAUUACUGUGUAGAUAUUUAUGAAAAUGAUUCAACGGAAAAUGUUCUUUCAUUGCCUUCAAAAAAUUUAAUUUCAAUUCCAGAACUUUGCAACAAAUACUUAUCCAUUAUUUAUUUGCAAGACAAUCAGAUAGAAAUUAUACCUGAUGACUUUUUUACAUCCUUACCCAAUUUAACGUGGUUGGACAUGAGAAAUAAUAUUUUAUCAGAAAUCCCAAAGACUGUACAGAAUCAUCAAAAACUAGCACAUUUUUUACUAAAAAAUAAUAAAAUUGUAUCGUUACCCAAUGAACUAGGAACGGUUCAAAAUUUAAAAGUUCUACAGCUGAGCGGAAACCCGAUCGAAUAUCCACCUCCCGAAAUAAUAAAGGCGGGAACUUCAAAAAUUAUUGCUUUCCUGCGGGAUAAAUUUUUAAAUGAAAUUCUAGAAUCACCUUCAAAUGUUUCUGAUAAGACGAUCGAUUUAGAAAAUUCAACUCGUUUCCGCCAGAAUCCUAAUUCGAGUUCACACAAUUUAAAAUCAAAGUCUCGUAAUAAUUUAUCCGUUCAGUUUACUGAGAAAGACAAUGAUUCUGAUGAGGAGCAGUACUCGAAAAACGGCGGGAAAUGCCCAAAACUAGCAAAAAGUCGUAGCAAAACGUUUCUAACGCAAAGCUCAAAAUAUUUAAAGCCACUCCGAGUUCCCACAAAAUCCAAGCAAGAUGAGAAAAUGAGAGAGGCUUUUUUAAAAGAGCUGGCCAUUAAAAAGCAAAAGGAUAUAAAUGCUGCGACUGAAACUAUUUUACAGGGGAGGAGACAUAAAGAAUAUUUACGAAAUUGGAGACAGAACUAUAGAAAUAAACAACUCUUCAUGGGUAGUCACAACAUACAACAGAAACAAGACUUUCCAUAUGAUACUAACCCAGAAUACAUGACUAUACUAACUAGAGCGGAUAUAGAAAAAGACCUCCCUGACAAAUACAGAAGAAGGCUGUUAAGGAAAUCCAAGCAGAGUGUACCGAGGAAAAAUAAUGAAGACGUCCUCUUGGCUAUGAAAAUAAAACAACUGUUUGAGAAUCUUGAAGCUAUAGAUCUUAAUAGGCAAUGUAUGACGCCAAGGACGGAACAGAAAGCAUUACUGGGUGAAAUACAUAAGAUAACAGAAAUUAAACAAAAGCUGAAGGAGUUGUCCACUUCGAAUUUUACGUCUAUCUAAUCAUUUGGGGUAAGUUGUGACUAAUAUCUUUAUUGGUGAAAAUCAAUUGAAAAAAUAUUUUAUUUGUUACUGGCAACCCUGAAAAACCAGUUUAAUU